Colletotrichum destructivum is the source of this 932-nucleotide messenger RNA. Its product is annotated as Putative class I glutamine amidotransferase. The transcript is spliced from 2 exons. Bases 170 to 859 code for a protein of 229 amino acids. Gene Ontology annotation, cellular component: cytoplasm. The record is from RefSeq and is a predicted model, not a curated record. Gene Ontology annotation, molecular function: glyoxalase III activity. Lineage: Eukaryota; Fungi; Ascomycota; Sordariomycetes; Glomerellales; Glomerellaceae.
AAGACCUCGACCCCCCGCGGUACGACUUGAAGAGCCGGCUCCUGAAGCAAGACAAUCAACACUACUACACGAAUCGAUACCCAAGAUACCCCCAACCGAUCUACCAUCCAUCCAACUUUCAACCUUUUUUAUCUUUCAAAAAAGAAAAACACCCCACCAAUUCACAAAAAUGGCCCCCAAGGUUCUCGUCGUUCUCACCUCUGUCGACAAGACUGAGAAGUCUGGCAAGCCCAUCGGCUGGUACCUUCCCGAGCUCGCCCACCCCUACGAUGUCCUCAAGGAGGCCGGCGUCGAGAUGACCUUCGCCUCCCCCAAGGGCGGCGUCGCGCCCCUCGACCAGGCCUCGGUUGAGAUGUUCAGCAGCGACCCCUCCUCCAAGAACUUCCUCGAGAACCACAAGGAAAUCUGGGAGAACACCGAGCCGCUGUCCAAGUUCGUCGGCCGCGCCUCCGAGUUCGACGCCAUCUUCUACCCCGGCGGCCACGGCCCCAUGUACGACCUCGCCUUCGACGCCGACUCGCACAAGCUCAUCGCCGACUUCGUCGCCCAGAACAAGCCCGUCGCCUCCGUCUGCCACGGCCCCGCCGCCAUCGUCAACGCAAAGACUGCCGACGGCGAGUACCUCGUCAAGGGCAAGACCGUCACCGGCUUCUCUAACACCGAGGAGGACCAGUCCGGCUACACCGCCGAGAUGAACUUUUUGCUCGAGGAGCGCCUCAAGCAGAACGGUGGCAAGUACGUGCUCGCCGAUGCCCCUUGGGGUGAGAAGGUCGUUACCGACGGCGUCGUCAUCACCGGCCAGAACCCUGCUUCUGCCCACGGCGUCGGCAAGGCCAUCGUCAAGGCUCUUGGCCUGUAAGGAACGAGUGUACGAAUUAAUGAUGGAUCGUAUGAUUGGUAAUUGAUUAUACCACAAAAUCAAAGCGUUUUAU